Molecule: messenger RNA, 2060 nt
Organism: Sorghum bicolor (sorghum)
Lineage: Eukaryota; Viridiplantae; Streptophyta; Magnoliopsida; Poales; Poaceae
Product: probable protein phosphatase 2C 65
Exons: 5
Coding region: 183-1553 (456 amino acids)
Biological process (GO): protein dephosphorylation
Cellular component (GO): nucleus; cytosol
Molecular function (GO): cation binding; protein serine/threonine phosphatase activity
Source: RefSeq, a predicted model, not a curated record
CUUCUUUGUUGGGGUUUGAAUCAUUCUCCCACUUCCCAGUCUCCUCCUCUGCUGCCCUUCUUCUCCCCCCUUCCGAUUUCUUAACUCCCCGAGCGCCCCAAAAUCACGCACCCAGAGAGUGGAGGGGAGCGGAGAGGCCGCGCCCCAAACCCAAACCCUAGCCCACACACGACGCGACGCCGAUGGGGUGCGCGCAGGGCAAGUGCUGCCUGCCGCGGCACCCGAGGAGGGGCUCCUCCUGCGCCGUCGGCGGCCGCGGCGACCACGGCGGCGCCACGCUCGGCCGCGCCGCGGUGCCCGGGGCCGGGCUGGUGCUGGAGUACGCCGCGCUGGCCGUGGCGGGCCUCUACCCGGACUCCCCGGCCCGGGAGUCCCAGGACGCGCACCUCGUCGCCACGCGCUUCGCGGGGGACCCGGACCUCCACCUCUUCGCCGUCUUCGACGGCCACGGCGCCGCCGGCGCCGCCUGCGCCGGGUUCGCGCGGGACGCGCUCCUGCGCCUCCUCCUCGCGUCCCCCUCCCUCGCCGCCGACCCCGCCGCCGCGUUCCGCGAGGCCAUGCUGGGCGCCAACGCCGAGAUGCACGCCGCGCCCGGGGUCGACGACUCCAUGAGCGGCACCACCGCCGUGGCAGCCCUCGUCGCCGGCGGCGCGCUCCACGUCGCCAACGUCGGCGACUCGCGCGCCGUCGCCGGGGUCUGGCGCGCCGGCCGCGUCGUCGCCGAGGACCUCUCCUGGGACCAGACCCCGUUCCGCGCGGACGAGCGCGCGCGCGUCAAGGCCUGCGGCGCCCGCGUCAUGUCCGUCGAGCAGGUGGAGGGCAUGCGCGACCCGGAGGCCGAGGGCUGGGCGCCCGACGAGGGGGACCCGCCCCGCGUCUGGGCGCGCGACGGCCUCUACCCCGGCACCGCCUUCACCCGCAGCCUCGGGGACCUCGCAGCCGAGGCCGUCGGAGUCGUCGCCGAGCCGGAGGUCAAGAGCGUUGAGAUCACUCCAUCGCACCUUUUCUUCGUUGUCGCCAGCGAUGGCGUCUUCGAGUUCCUCUCCAGCCAGGAAGUUGUUGACAGGGUUGCUACAUAUCCAGAUCCUCGAGAUGCCUGCUCAGCAAUCGCUGCUGAGUCAUACAAACUAUGGCUGGAGCACGAAAACAGGACAGAUGAUAUAACAAUAGUCAUUGUGCAUAUCCGAGACAUGGAAAAUUCAGGUCCUGCAGGGAGUGACAAAGCAGACUAUGGUAGUGUCGGGGCAUCAAUAGCUGUGCACACAAUACAGUCCGAGAUACCUGUAUUUGUGCAAUCAGAAGCAAGUCACAUGAACAGAUCUGCUGCUACUGGAAUGCAAUCACCGUCUUCUGGCUCUCCAACAGAACGAAGCCUCUCAUGUGUUGCUCCUUCUCCUACGCACCCUUUGCUGAUACAUGGCAGAAUAUCAGAUGCUUCCAAGCCUGUGCAAAGUGAGCGGGCUGCAACACAGGAGGUGCAAACUUGGCAUCAAAUGGACGGGGGCACUGAGCUGGAGUGGUCUAUGCAACAAAGCAUCCCUCCAGCCUCCUGAAAGUGGAGUAUGUAAGUUGAAUGACAAAAAGAGGCCUCAAAAUAACCCACCGCCAUCCUCCGGAGCUACUAACCGUACCAUGGAUGUGAUGUUUGCCAGCAGCAAAUCUCGUGUUGUUGCUCGUGUUUUGGUAGAGCACCUGCUGCUGCCGACGAUGCAAGGUUUCUGAUCCUGUGUGGGAUCGUCUAACCAUGGGCUGAUUGGUUGGCGAUGGACGCCACCAGAAGUGCUGUCCGUGGAAUGGAGCUAUUCUCCGUUUCAUUUGUACUUUGUUAACUUUCACAGGAUAUAAAUUUAUUUAAGUUGAUGCCCGUCGUGGUAUGACUUGAGACGCAAUCGUGCAAUGCCAUCCUGCCACAGAAUUAGAAUCUGGAAUCGAAAUGCCAGUGCCGUGCAGAACAGAUCAGCUGGGUGCCUUUUUAGAUGCAGAAAACGAAUAUGGGUCGCUGUUUGUUUUUGCGCUCGUUGAGUUGAUUACGAUCAAGAAACGUUGCUUGUCGAUGCAAA